Molecule: messenger RNA, 1959 nt
Organism: Spodoptera exigua (beet armyworm)
Lineage: Eukaryota; Metazoa; Arthropoda; Insecta; Lepidoptera; Noctuidae
Source: the annotation of a GenBank genome assembly
AUGGUUGGGAGAGUUGAUGAUGCCGAGAAGAAUAGGCUAAUUGAGAAGCUUUCCAUAAAAAUCGGCAAACGAGCAGACGGAUUACCUGAUGCUUCUGCCAGCGACAUUCUACAUCCGCAGUAUGAGGGAAUCAUGUCCCUGGUUCCGCCAGGGGGUGCGGACUCCCCCAGUCCGCGGCGGGCAGUGAGUCCACUGCUGGAGAUGCGUAGGCCACACUGCACUCUGGCCUGCGACUAUUGCGCUGCCAUACUUGAGGACAAGUUCAAACGCAGCGCCGACAUGCGCAACAGAGGAACUUCACCUCUAUCAGCCUCACCACGGCAGUCCCUCACGGGGGAACCUCCCUGGACACUCCCGGAUGAUGACCGACCUGAUUUCUCAGCACUCAAGGAAAAUAUACAAAGGAUUAACAAGGAUUGUGAGACCUCGACACGUUUGGACAUGCUGUUGACACAAGUGGAGCAGUACGCAAAUAACCUGGAGGCGCUGGUAGAGGAGAGGACUUCUGACUAUCUGGAGGAAAAGAGGAAAUGCGAGGAACUACUGUAUCAGCUUCUACCAAAGUCAGUAGCCUCCCAGCUGAUAAUGGGCCAGCCUGUCAUGGCAGAGACCUAUGACCAAGUGACGAUCUACUUCAGUGACAUCAUUGGUUUCACCCAGCUGUCGGCAGAGUCCACGCCCCUGGAGGUAGUAGACUUGCUCAAUGAUCUGUACACAAGCUUCGACUCCAUCAUUGAAAAUUUUGAUGUAUACAAGGUAGAGACAAUAGGGGACGCGUACAUGGUGGUGUCCGGCCUACCGAUGCGCAAUGGCAACCGGCAUGCAGCUGAGAUCGCGCGCAUGUCCCUUGCUCUACUGAACGCUGUGCGCGUCAAGACUGUACCACAUCGGCCUGGAGAACGACUGUUACUGAGGAUUGGAAUGCAUACAGGGGUUCUUCCUCAUGAGCAGCGUGCGCGGACGCGGCGACGUCGUGCAGCCUACUGGUUAGCGUUGGCGCCUGCAUCGCUGUUGAUGGUUGCGCUGCGGCGAGUCCAACGCGCCAUCUGCCGGAUACCACGCGCGUUUGCUGCCAUCUCCGGCGGCGGCGCGUGUGACGAUGUUGAGGCGCACGGUACGUUCACCAGUGGCGCGGGUAGUGGGUUCGAUUCCGGGCCCGGCACAAAGUCUGUGUUACAUAUGACGCUUACUGUGUCACACUCCAGACUGGAUACGCUUCGGACCGACGUAGUCUCCAAGCUCGGCUUCCACGCGGGUGGCAAUGAGGAAGAACCCCUCUGUGGUUCGAAACUAGUAGAGCUUUUCUCAACAUUUACACGACCCUGCGUGGCGGGAGUGGUGGGUCUGAAGAUGCCUCGGUAUUGUCUCUUCGGAGACACAGUGAACACCGCAUCACGAAUGGAGUCUCAUGGAGAGGCCCUGAAGAUACAUGUCAGCCCGAAGACCAAGGAGGUUCUGGACUUAUAUGACUGCUUUGAACUUGAAUGCAGGGGAGAAAUAUCCAUGAAGGGCAAAGGUAAAAUGGUCACAUACUGGCUAAUCGGGGAGAAAAAACCAGAAAAUCAAGAAUGCUACUACACACAAACAAACCAUGUCCAGAGCACAUUGGUGAGCAAUCCAAGCAUCACGUUUCAGGGUCCUGACAGCCCUGCUUCUCAUUCUCUAACACAAAGUCACAGCCCUGAACAGAACAUUCCAGAAACAAAAGAAAACAAUCGCCCACUGGAGAUACAGAGCGAGAGAGAUCGCAUCAAACAUGAGAUAGCAACAUUUGUCGCUAAAGACUUGAUCAACAACAUUGAUAUCGCUGUCAGAGAAUUUCGGAAGUCUCAAAGCGCAAAUUUUGUCACAACAACCAACAAACCAUUAUGCAAUGGAAACGAAAAAGGCCUGAUAACUCCGACUUAUGAUAAAGAGCUCGUGAUAAGCAAAGAUCGUUGGUUGCAAUUUAUGCUGUAA